Molecule: messenger RNA, 1050 nt
Organism: Plasmodium gonderi
Lineage: Eukaryota; Apicomplexa; Aconoidasida; Haemosporida; Plasmodiidae
Product: variable surface protein
Exons: 3
Coding region: 1-1050 (349 amino acids)
Source: RefSeq, a predicted model, not a curated record
AUGCAUAUUAACAACAUACAUUUUUUCAAAAUAAUAGAAAAUUGCUUAAUUGAAUCAACUACAAAUGAAUUAUUAGAAAAAUGGAAUGAUCGUCAGAAUUCGUUUAAUUAUAUAUCCUAUUGUUUGAUAUUACGCAAGAUUAAUAAUAAGGAGAAUGAAACUAUGGAUAUUUGUAAACGACUUCUAAAAAAUUUAAAUAAUUUGGCAUACAAUGGAUACGAGGAAUAUUAUUUAUUCGCACGUUGUAAACUUUUAAAUUAUUGGUUUCAUUAUGAGGUGAAUAAUAUUUCAAAUUCGGAAAGUGCAGAUGAUGUUAAAAAAACUGUAGAAGCGAUUUAUAAAGUAUGGACAGAUUAUAAUAAGAAUCAUAUAUAUACAGAUGAAAAAAGAAAAUGCAAACCUGAAUAUACUAUUCUUUCAUUCAAAGAUAUUGAAGAUGGUAAUAAAAUUCAUGAAUGUUGCUUAAAUCAUUAUACAAAUAAUAUUAAAUAUGUUAUAGAUGAUGAUUGUACAAGUUAUUAUGACAAUAUAAAGAAUAAAUGGCCACAAUAUGGAGCAAGUGAAAGUUUAUUUUCAGAAGAAGAUAAUGAAAAAUGUAGAAUAUAUUAUGAUAAAUGUAGAACUUAUAAUGCUAAAUUGGAUUUCCUUAAUGUACACUGUCUGAAGGGAGUUAUGAAGGCCAAAAAAUUUUCAAACACAAAAUCACAAUAUCACACACAACAUUCAGAAGAACACCCAAGUGGAGUACCUGGACAGGUGCAAGUAGAAGGGGAGAUAUAUGGCAAUGAUACUUCUCCAAUAACUUCACAACGUAGUCACCCUAUCGGUCUGUCAUUAGGGUUUUCAUUUCUUGGAGCAAUUCUCUUUUCUACUGUUUUAUACAAGUUUACACCAUUAAAAUUCGCGUUAAAUAAAUUUAUUACCAAUUACAAGAAUUCCAGGAACAAUGUAGAUAAUGAGACAUUCCGUGAAUUCUUAGAAUAUACGUACGAUUCAGGCAAUAAUAAUAAGCAGAACGAACAAAAGUACAUAGCAUAUCAUUCUAUAUAA